ACCAGACAGCCAAAAUCGCUGAAAACGUAAAGGGCACCAUGUCCACUGCGCUGAGCUGCUCCACUCAUCCUCCUAGGACUUCACAUUUCACCCGCCUGAAGAACUGGGAGACUGGAGAUGUUUUCCAUGACACUCUGCACAUGCAGAGCACCAGGGAGCUGCCCUGUGGGCAGAAUUCUUGCUUUGGCUCCAUCAUGUUCCCAGAGGUGCUGACUAACCGGUCACCUGGUGAGUCUGAGGACCCAGAGAAGCUCCUGAACUCUGCAGUGAACUUCAUCAAUCAGUACUACAGCUCCAUCAAACGUUUUCAGUCCGAGGCCCAUCAACAGCGCCUGAGGCAAGUGCAGAAUGAAAUCCACAACACUGGCACCUACCAGCUGGAGGAGACAGAACUCAUCUAUGGGGCCAGGAUGGCCUGGAGAAAUGCACCCCGCUGCAUUGGACGCAUACAGUGGACACGGCUGCAGGUGUUUGAUGCCAGAGACUGCACUUCUGCCCAGGAGAUGUUUGAGCACAUCUGUAGUCACAUCAAGUACUCCACAAACAAGGGCAACAUUCGCUCAGCCAUAACAAUUUUUCCUCAGAGGCGGAAAGGCCGUGGUGAUUUCCGGGUGUGGAACUCUCUGCUGAUUCGUUAUGCCGGGUAUUGCAUGCCAGAUGGUUCUGUCAUUGGGGACCCAGCUAAUGUUGAAAUUACCAAGAUAUGCAUUCAGAUGGGAUGGGAGCCCCGCUAUGGAAGAUUUGAUGUUCUUCCUAUGAUCCUCCAGGCAGCUGGAGAAGAACCUUGCUUAUUUGAGAUUCCUCCAGAUCUCAUCCUGGAAGUGCCCAUUAUCCAUCCCAGAUAUGCAUGGUUUGCUGACCUGGGACUCAAGUGGAAUGCUCUUCCUGCUGUGGCGUCUCUGCUGCUGGAAAUUGGUGGUCUGGAGUUUACUGCGUCCCCCUUUAAUGGGUGGUAUCUGAGCUCAGAGAUUGGCUCGAGGAACCUCUGUGAUGCCAAUCGCUACAACAUUCUUGGAGAAGUGGCUAAGCACAUGGCACUGGACACCAAGACUAACUUGUCCCUCUGGAAAGAUCAGGCCACAGUGGAGGUUAACAUUGCUGUCUUGCACAGUUUUCAGGUGGCCAAAGUGACUGUCAUGGACCACCACACUGCCUCUGAAUCUUUCAUGAAGCACAUGCAGAAUGAGUUCCGUGAACGUGGGGGGUGUCCUGCAGACUGGGUUUGGAUUGUCCCACCUAUCUCUGGCAGUGUUACUCCUGUCUUCCACCAGGAAAUGCUUAACUACAUUAUCAGCCCUUUCUUCUGGUAUCAGCCGGAUCCCUGGAAAAAUAAUGAUUACAAAAAUAAGAAGAAAAUAAGUUUCCGUAAAGUUGCAGAGGCGAUUAAAUUCUCAGCCAGUCUGAUGAGUCACGCUUUGGCAAAGCGGGUGAAAGUCAGGAUUCUGUACGCCACUGAGACCGGCAAGUCAGAGACAUUUGCCAGACUGCUUCAUGAUGUCUUCAAAAAGGCCUUUUACUCAAGGGUGAUCUGCAUGAACGAGUAUGACCAUAUCAACCUGCAACAUGAAAACUUGGUGUUGGUGGUAGCAAGCACUUUUGGAAAUGGGGAUCCUCCAGAAAGUGGAGAAAGUUUUGCCAAGGCACUAAUGGACAUGUCUCAUCCUGCUGUGAAACAAAUUGAACAGAAGAAGAGCUACAAGGUGCGAUUCAACAGCCUAUCAUCUAUGGACAACAUUCUGGAGGAAGUAAAGAGAAGCUCAGAACUGGACCACACAAAGAGCCCUGGGCCUCUCAGUGCUGUCAGGUACUCUGUGUUUGGCCUGGGAUCCCGUGCUUAUCCCCAUUUUUGUGCCUUUGGCCACGCGGUGGACACACUCCUCCAUGAACUGGGUGGUGAAUGCAUUCUGGAGAUGGGGGAGGGUGAUGAACUGUGUGGACAGGAAGAAUCCUUUCGAACUUGGGCAUCAGACGUUUUCAAGGCAGCCUGCCAAACGUUUUGCGUUGAACAAGAAUCUAGCCUUGGACUGGAUACCUGCGUCUUUGCAAAGAGCAUGCAGUGGCAGCCUGAGAAAUGCAGGAGGGUGACUGCUAAGAAACCCAUGGACUUGGUUUCAGCACUUUCAAAGAUCCACAAGAAGAAGGUUCUUCUCAGUUGGGUCAUCUCUAGGCAGAAUCUGCAGAGUGAGAGCUCCUGCCGUGAAACUAUCUUACUGCGCCUGGACACCAGAGACCAGGAGAAGCUCCAAUACGUUCCUGGAGAUCACCUUGGGAUCUUCCCCACUAACCGGCAAGAACUAGUCGAUGCUGUGCUUGCCCGUGUUAUAGACCCUCCACCUAUCAAUGAGAACAUUGUCCUUGAGACCUUGGAGGAAAAUAAUGGUGUCAGCUCAUGGGCGCGCACUGACCGCCUGCCUCCCUGCACCCUGCGGCAGGCACUGUCUCAUUUUCUUGAUCUUACAUCGACUCCUAGCCCCCAGUUUCUUUCCAGUCUUUUACUGUUGGCUACCUCCAGCCAAGACAAGAAAAGGCUUAGUGUUCUCACCCAGGCUGGCCGUGAGUAUGAUCACUGGAAAUGGAACAAUGCACCCACCCUUGAGGAAGUACUGCAGGAGUUUCCAUCCGUUAUGCUGCCCACCUCCCUGCUCCUCAGUCAGCUUCCUCUUCUGAAGCCUCGCUACUAUUCUAUUAGCUCUUCUAGUGCUGCCCACCCUGGGGAGGUCCAUAUCACUGUGGCUGUUGUGCAGUACCGGAGCAGAGAUGGUAAGGGGCCUCUGCACCAAGGGGUCUGCUCCACAUGGCUAAACCAUACCAAACCAGGAGACAUGGUGCCCUGCUUCAUUCGAGGAACUCCUACAUUCCACCUCCCUGAUGAUGACUCAGUGCCUUGUAUUUUGGUUGGGCCCGGAACAGGAAUUGCUCCCUUCAGGGGUUUCUGGCAACAGCGUCAGUAUGAGAUAGAGCAACAAGGCAAAAAGCCUGGUGACAUGAUCUUGGUGUUUGGAUGUCGUAAAUCAGAGUGGGACCACAUUUACAGAGAAGAUGUAGAAGAAGCCAAGAGCAAAGGAGCUCUCAGUGCAGUUUACACUGCCUACUCCAGAGAGACCACCACAAAGGUUUAUGUCCAAGACAUUCUGCAACAGCAGAUGGCUACACUUGUUUUCCAGACAUUGUAUGAACAGAAUGGUCACAUGUACGUAUGUGGAGAUGUUAACAUGGCUAAGAACGUGCUGAAAACAGUGCAGCAGAUUGUGGCUUCCCACUCAGGCAUGGCCCUCAGUGAGGCUGGUGAUUAUCUAAGCAAGCUGAGGGACCAACAGCGAAUUCAUGAAGAUAUCUUUGGAGUCACACUGCGCACACAGGAGGUGACUUCCCAGGCCAGAAACCUCUUCAGUCUACGAUAUGAGAAGGAACCAGUGGAAAUGUAACACCUGGAGUUGCAAUACUUAUACAUUUACUUGCAAAGGGAAAUGUCUUCUAGUGAAGCAGAUUUCUGGAAUGACAGCUGAAGAUGUUUGCUGUGGCUAGCCUGACCAUAUCUAAGGACCAAAGACAGCAAUAUUUAGAAAACUCUCACCCUGAUGUGCUUUUCUUUACAAACCAGAUCAAGGUCUUUCUCCUUUCCUGCUGACAGAAUAUAGUGCUUGAGGCCUCUGCAAAGCAGUUAACUACAUAUAUGCAGCUCUGUUAAUUAUUAUUUAAGAACAUUAUUUUCCAAAUGAAAAAUCAUUAUCAUAAUCAUAUGCAAUUCACAUCAUCUCUCAUUCCAAAAAAGAACUAAAUGUAAUAUUAAAUGUUUUAAUAUUUAUAUGUUUAAAAACCAUAUAGCAUGAAACUAGACUCAGCACUGUUCAUUCAUAACCCCUGUUCACAGGCAGGCAUUAAGAGAAAUGCAUUCUUCUGUCAAGCUCUCCUCUACAUCCCUGGGGGGCAUCAGCAGUGGGAGCCAGAUGGGCAGUCCAAACCGCAGUGGAAUUGUAAGGAAAAACUCUACUGGUGCAAGUCUGAUGGCUUAACUCUAAUGCACUCCAAUCUCAUUCACAGCCCGACAACUGGCCAUCCUACUGCUGACACCACUGUGAUAAGUAUAGUAUAUACUGAAAAAUGAAAUGGGAAAUUGGUUAAAGAUAAAUUUAAAUUAAACCUUGGUUUUGAUGAGAUAUUUUAUCCAAAACCAUUUACAAAUUUUGUACAACUAGAAAGAUUCUGGUACCUUUGUGUUAUGAUUUUAUGUGGCUUUCCAAAAAACAAAUACCAUAAAUAUGAGGAAAAUGACAGGAUGAGGUUCACACUACUGAAAUGGAACCUCAGGCCCAAAGACUCAUUGUCACAACUAUCCUCAGUUUUAAAUGAGGAUCCAAAUGGCCUUUCUCCCUUCACAAUUGGGCCAAAAGAAGGAGAGCCAUAUCUUAAAAAUCCAUACAAUUCUGCAAUAUAACAUUCAUAAAGGAUCCAAGGAAACAAAACCAAAAAAUUCUUGUCCUGAAAGCGUCAAACAAAAAACAAGUUUUUUUUUCACAAAAUGUUUUGAAGAUUCAUUUAACAAAAAAGACAUUUUUUAAAAAAUAAAGCAAGCCACCUAAGCCAGUUCAAAAUCCAAGUCCUUAAUUCCAACAACAGAGCCAAUAUAACAAUGAACUAGAUGUUAUCACAAAGAAAUCACAAUGCCUUUCUAGAGUAGACCCCCCCAGAAUACAUAGACAGAGGAUGAUGCUUCAGCUGACAUGUAAAGGUGGCCCUGCCUUCCGAGAUUCCACCCUACAAAACACAACUUAUAUAACUGAAAACACUGAACCAUAAAUACACUUCAUAAAUAAAUAUUAUAUUAAGAUUUUGCAAAACAGUAUUCAAAACAUAAAAUACAAAUUGACCAAAGUCAUUAAUAACAAUAAUAUACAAAGCAAUAUUUCAUAAACUGAAAAAAGUUUAAACCAAGGAAAUAUUUACUUGUAUAAAACACUGGCUAAAUCAUAACUCUUGGAGCACUAAGCAUUUUGAUCACAUAUGAAGUAUUAUAUUUAUGUUUAGUUUAGGCAAUAAGACAUCUUUGUAGAACAAGGUUUUUCAUUAUAUUUCUAUUUAAAUUCUAAAAUAGUGCAAAAUCAAAAAUUGCACUGACAUUGAGCUGGUAAAUAUAUAUUAAUAUUUUCAUAUUUUAUUUUACCCUUUUUUAAUAUUUUGAAUAUAGGCUAAAGUAUAAUUGAGAUAUUUAGUAGAUAUAGAUUGCUUUGUGUGAUUCUGAAAGGUUAAGCCAGUGGUUCUCAACCUGUGGGAUGGGCCCCCUAGGGGGGUGCGAAGUAACAAAAAGGGGGACG
Messenger RNA from Polypterus senegalus (gray bichir), 5312 nucleotides. Its product is annotated as nitric oxide synthase, endothelial-like. Gene Ontology annotation, molecular function: flavin adenine dinucleotide binding; calmodulin binding; NADP binding. The transcript has 26 exons. The record is from RefSeq and is a predicted model, not a curated record. Lineage: Eukaryota; Metazoa; Chordata; Cladistia; Polypteriformes; Polypteridae. The coding region runs from base 39 to 3425 and encodes 1128 amino acids. Gene Ontology annotation, biological process: nitric oxide biosynthetic process.